Messenger RNA from Hyposmocoma kahamanoa, 637 nucleotides. RefSeq lists its product as uncharacterized. The transcript is spliced from 4 exons. The record is from RefSeq and is a predicted model, not a curated record. Bases 179 to 622 code for a protein of 147 amino acids. Lineage: Eukaryota; Metazoa; Arthropoda; Insecta; Lepidoptera; Cosmopterigidae.
AAAUGCUUGCAAUCUCUAGCUGGACUGGCCAGGUACCCAGGAGACCAACGCUUCCGCCUGGGGCAAAGGUCUCGCAGCUCAUGGCCCUCGGGUCCAGAAGAGAUCCUGGCAGCGUCGUGUGGAUGCUCGCCAAGACUGACGCUGAGAUGAAUUGCCGCCACCGCCCCAUAUCGAGCUGAUGAUGUCUAUGCCAUACAUCCGAACUGCUUUCAAGAGGCCCACCGUGAGAGUACGACCGACAUCAUCUGAAAUGUACUCGCGGAGCAAUCGAACAGCAACAGGGGCUCUGGAUGGACGAGGACUGGUAGCUGUGAUUAAGAGGCAGGUUCCUCUUGCCGGCCAGUUGGACCACGAGCUCUCCUGGGGACAGGGGUGGGGCUGGGUCACUUUACCUAAUGGUGUUUGGAGUGGACGUCUCACCUGGUCUCAGCAAGGCGAAGACUUCGCUCUCCACGCGAUGCCAAUCAUGCACCACUCCAACGUUUCCCAAGCCUGCUCCAUGCUCGACGGCGUCACGGCAUAUGAAGCUGCUGCGUACGAACAGGCACUUGCUGAGUAUGACGAUACUGGAACUACUGAUGAUUGGGACUUCGGAGUUGAUUGUGGAGAUUUCAUGAUGUAAAUUUGUUUGUUUCGU